Bipolaris sorokiniana ND90Pr is the source of this 675-nucleotide messenger RNA. RefSeq lists its product as uncharacterized. The transcript has 2 exons. The record is from RefSeq and is a predicted model, not a curated record. Lineage: Eukaryota; Fungi; Ascomycota; Dothideomycetes; Pleosporales; Pleosporaceae. The coding region runs from base 1 to 675 and encodes 224 amino acids.
AUGCGUUCCGACACCAUCACCACCAUUGCUCUCCUCGCCGCCACUGCCACCGCCGGCGUGGUGCCCUCCAUAAAACACGACCCCAUCACCAAGCGCAGCGAAGCAGCUUGGAACACCAAAGGCAACAUUAAACUCACCUUCUCCAAGGAAACCGUCCAAGUCGGCUCCCUAACCCCCGACGCCAUCAUGGCCGCCGUCGGCCCCAUCUGCCACGAAUCCGGACAAUGUGAAACCAACCCCAUCGAACUCAGCGGCACCCUCACCAGCUCUUCCCGUGUCGACCCCAUAAAAGUCACACUGGGCCCAGACGGCUCCUACCCAACCUGGAUCCGCAACGGGCUCGUCGACCUCCUGGCGUUGGCCGCUAAGGAAGUCGCAAAGUGCGAGGAGGUCACGUAUACGAAUCGCUGCUUCGGCACUACCGCCAUGGCGUAUUGUCCGCAGAAGAAAUCAAAGGGCAUCAACUGUGAGGUCCCCAGGUUCUGGGGCAUUAAUUAUCAGGCGCUUGAUGCGCCAAAUGCGGCGCCCCCGAAUGUCGGGGUAGAUAUUGCGAUGGAGAAGGUGGAUCAGAGUAAGUUGUGCGAGGAUGUUAUGGGUGGGCUUGGGGCUGUGGCGGGUGUGGUGAAUGGGUACGCGGGGGGUGCGUUUACGCUGCUUGCUUUUGCUUGUGUUUGA